Acanthaster planci (crown-of-thorns starfish) is the source of this 2692-nucleotide messenger RNA. It is a transcript of the gene mfsd5, whose product is annotated as major facilitator superfamily domain containing 5. Gene Ontology annotation, biological process: molybdate ion transport. Gene Ontology annotation, molecular function: molybdate ion transmembrane transporter activity. Gene Ontology annotation, cellular component: membrane. The record is from RefSeq and is a predicted model, not a curated record. Lineage: Eukaryota; Metazoa; Echinodermata; Asteroidea; Valvatida; Acanthasteridae.
GCUGCCUCCACGUUGGAGCGAAAUAGCAGCAGCGCUACUACAUCUACACCGGGUCUACGCCGUUGGCGUUCUUCGUGUCUUUGGCAUUUCUGAGCGCUGAAUCUGAACCAAAGAGUUUUCAAGGUAUCAGACAGGAUUCAUCACACCAACUUGAGUUGGUUCUGCCCGAAAAUUCACCGAAUUUAAUUUAAUUUGCUGCAAAACUGAGUGACACUAGCCACGGAGGUAGAGCACACUUUUCAUGUUCAGGUUUUGCAAUGGCCGUAGUGUAGCAGACUGUCUGCGUUGUUUGUUCGUCUACCAUCUGAACUUUUUUGCUGCACUUUUCAACAGUCUAUUGCUGUCAUGAACUUUAGCCAUGUUAAGUGUUGUAUCACGAAGUGAUCAGUGGUGAUUGGCCUAGGCCUAUUUUAAUCAUUCUUAUUGGCUAGGUCUACAUAAACUAACUUGGCCAAGCUAAGGCUUAGGUCAAACAGGUCUUGGUUUUCAAUGUGUUCAAUUCAAAUUGUGACAUCAGUAAACUGGAUUUCAUUUUGACUUAGACCUGCAAAAGGGCUUACAUGUACUUGUCACCUUGUGUCAAUAUCACCGAUUAUAACUUCUCAUUGGCCCAAAUUUUGCGAUAAGUCGAAGGGCCACUGCAGUGUAUGUAUGAAAUUCCAUCAGCAUUUGAGUCAAGCAGCACAAUGUACUUACUUUCAUAUUUAGCAAGUUUUGGUUUUCUUCUUGCCAUCUGUGGAGCACUGCAUUUCUUCGUGAGCCGCCGGCGGCCCAAGGAGACGACAGGACACAACUCCCUUUUUGUGCAAUUCCAGCGCAAGUAUUUUCUGGCCUACUUUCUGGCACUUGCCGCCGACUGGCUGCAGGGACCCUACCUCUACAAACUCUACCGCCACUACCGCUUCUUUGAGCCCCAGAUUGCUGUGCUGUAUGUGUGUGGGUUUGCCUCCAGCGUGAUCCUGGGCACGGCCACCAGCGCUUUGGCCGAUCACUACGGCCGCAAGAAACUCUGCAUCACCUUCUCUAUCAUCUACUCCUUCUCCUGCCUCACCAAGCUAUCCUACAGCUACUAUAUCCUCAUCUUGGGGCGGGUCCUGGGUGGGAUCUCCACCUCCCUGCUGUUCACUGCCUACGAGGCCUGGUACCUCCAUGAGCACGUGGAGACGCAUGACUUCCCCAAGGAGUGGGUGACACUGACCUUCUCACAGGCCACCUUCUGGAAUGGCAUCCUGGCCAUCGGCGCUGGGGUGGUCUCCAACUUCCUGGUGGAUCCUCUGCACCUGGGCCCUGUGUCCCCAUUCCUGCUUGCCAUUCCACUUCUAUUGGGCUCUGGGGCAGUGGUAGCCUCCUCCUGGAAUGAGAACACGGGGGCCAAGAAGGUGAAGAUCUCCAAGGCCUGCACGGAGGGCCUGCGGCACAUCGUUGGCUCGCGGCGGAUGCUGCUGAUCGGAGCCAUGCAGUCCCUCUUCGAGAGCGUCAUGUACAUCUUCAUCUUCAUCUGGACACCAGUCCUGGACCAGCCGCCAGACGCGCCGCUGGGCCUCAUCUUCUCCAGCUUCAUGGCCUGCAUCAUGAUUGGCUCCUACCUCUAUGAGCUGCUUUCCCAUAGUCGGCUGCAGGUGCCCGCCUACGCUGUCGUCAACGGUUCCAUCGUGCUGGCAAUGGUGUCCACCCUCACCUGCGUCCUGUUCUACCGGAACUACGACAGCGUGUCCUACCUGGCCUUCCUUCUUCUGGAGCUGGCCUGCGGGCUCUACUUCCCCUCCAUGGGGUUCCUCCGGGGUAAGGUCCUGCCCGAGACCCACCGGGCUGGCAUCAUGAACUGGUUCCGCGUGCCCCUCAACCUCAUCGCCUGCGUCCUGCUCAUGGUGCUCCACGGCGACUCCUCCCGGGAGGGCACCCGCCACAUCUUCAUCAUCUGUUCCUCGCUGCUGGCAGUGGCGUUCUUCUGCGGCAUCCGCUUUGCCCGGCUCGUCAAAGAUGACGAGAGCUUGAAACCGGGAGCCACUGAGCAGGAAAACGGAAAUGACGGCCGGAAUGGAUAUUUGGUGUCAAACCAAGAGACAGCUUCCGUGUGAUGAUAAAGAUUCAUUUCUGGCCAAGACAGUUUACAUUACAAACUGAGAUUGUACAUAUUAAGUUUCUCAUCAAAGUUUUUCUUUUGCUUGUACAUUUUCUGCAAAAGUGCAUACCAGUUUUAUUUUUACACAGCCAUGUUGUUUCUUGUGAAAGUCUUGCAAUAUGCAUGCAUGUUAGUACAUGUAACAUAGUCACUCUAAACUUUUCUUAGUGCGCUGUAUUUGUAAAAUAAAAAAUUGAAAAAGGAGGCGUAGUUAUAUAUUCAAGCACAUUUUGUGCCAGUAUUUUCUUGCAAAUCAGUUGGCGCGGGUUUGGGGUUGACGUUGCUGCUGAAAACUUCCUUUUUGUGAAGAAAGUCGGUGAUCCAAUUUAUGAACGAUUUAUUCUGUUCGCCACGAGUAACAAGCAACAGGUCUUAGACAAGACCUGUUGCUUGUUACUCGUGGCGAACAGAAUAAAAAAUUGAAAAAGGAAGUGUAGUUAUAUAUUCAAGCACAUUUUGUGCUAGUAUUUUCUUGCAAAUCAGUUGGCGCGGGUUUGGGGUUGACAGUGGCUUAGCUAGGGGGGGGGCACAUUCCCCGUUCCCACAAAUUCCAGGUGACCCCCCACCACA